This is a messenger RNA of Felis catus (domestic cat), 1016 nucleotides long. It is a transcript of the gene MND1, whose product is annotated as meiotic nuclear divisions 1. Gene Ontology annotation, biological process: reciprocal meiotic recombination. The record is from RefSeq and is a predicted model, not a curated record. NCBI's taxonomy places the organism in Eukaryota, Metazoa, Chordata, Mammalia, Carnivora, Felidae. The transcript has 8 exons. Gene Ontology annotation, molecular function: double-stranded DNA binding. The coding region runs from base 251 to 871 and encodes 206 amino acids. Gene Ontology annotation, cellular component: nucleus.
AAUUCGGAGGCGUUCGCGAAAGUCACCCGAGUGUCUCACAAACUUAGCGACCUGUCCAAAGCACGAGUCGCUUCAGAACCAUUGCACCAGGCUCCCCGGAUUCUGCUGCCAAAGGUGCAGCCUCUUAGGAAGAACCGGGAAAGGUGCGAGCGAGCCGGCAUCUUGGGUCCUAGACGAGUGCUAUGUAUCAUGGUUUGUAGAGCACGUUUCUGAGUGGCUCACGGUUUCAGAAGUAACGAAUCUUCACUUUAUGCCAUCAAAGAAAAAGGGACUGAGUGCAGAGGAGAAGAGAGCCCGCAUGAUGGAAAUAUUUUUUGAGACGAAAGAUGUGUUUCAAUUAAAAGACAUGGAGAAGAUUGCUCCCAAAGAAAAAGGCAUUACUGCUAUGUCAGUAAAAGAAGUCCUUCAAAGCUUAGUUGAUGACGGUAUGGUUGACUGUGAGAGGAUUGGAACGUCUAAUUAUUAUUGGGCUUUUCCAAGUAAAGCUCUUCAUGCAAGGAAACGCAAGCUGGAGGUUCUGGAAUCUCAGUUAUCUGAGGGAAACCAAAAGCAUGCAAAUCUACAGAAAAGCAUUGAGAAAGCUAAAGUUGGCCGACAUGAAACGGAAGAGCGAACUAUGCUAGCAAAAGAGCUUUCUUCACUUCGAGACCAAAGGGAACAGCUAAAGGCAGAAGUAGAAGAAUACAGAGAAUGUGACCCACAAGUUGUGGAGGAAAUACGUCAAGCAAAUCAAGUAGCCAAAGAAGCCGCUAACAGAUGGACUGAUAAUAUAUUUGCAAUAAAAUCUUGGGCGAAAAGAAAAUUUGGUUUGGAAGAAAAUAAAAUUGAUAAAAAUUUUGGAAUUCCAGAAGACUUUGACUACAUAGACUAAAAUGUUCGAUGUUGGGAAAGGAUCUGUGUGCUUGUGAAUAUGUGAUUUUUAAAAAUAUUAUCCAACUAAAUGUACUGAAUUGCCAUUUACCUAUAACUGUGUUGUGUUGAUCAUUUUGUUAAUUUUAAAUAAAGUAUAAUGUGGA